This is a messenger RNA of Tricharina praecox, 2621 nucleotides long. RefSeq lists its product as uncharacterized. The record is from RefSeq and is a predicted model, not a curated record. The transcript is spliced from 5 exons. The annotation marks the transcript as partial. Lineage: Eukaryota; Fungi; Ascomycota; Pezizomycetes; Pezizales; Pyronemataceae.
GACUCUAUACAGGCUGCCGACUUCUCCUCAUCGCCUUCCUUCCUUAUUCCAGCCUACCCUCACUGGGAUACCUACAAAAUGUCCGGCCGUAGCCAUCGCGAUUAUGCUGACAUCUCGCAACAGGACGUCUCCACGGACUCGGAAGCAGAAGCGCACGAGCUGAACCCAAUGGCGCCACCAGAGAAACCAUCGGAGUCGCGGCGCCACAAACACCAUCGGCGGGAGCGGGAGCGGGAGAGGCGCGGGGAUCGACAGGCUUCCCCGGCCGCCGCUGACCGCGUCGACAGUGGGCUGCUGCGCCGCAAUCCAUCACGUCCACGGCACAGUGGCAGAGCCCACGGGGCUCCGGGCAGAGAGUCAGAGGAUCCUGGGUAUCGAGCGGCCAAUAAAGAUUUUCAACGGAGUUAUGGUCGCCGUGGUGGUGAAGCCCCGCCGGCGUGGACGAGGACUCCGACUUUUCGGGAGGAUGGGACGGGUGAAUUGCAGACCUACUACCAGUCUAUGGGACCGACUGCGCAGGGUCAGCUCGCGAGAAGACAUGAUUAUCGGAAACAAUAUGCUCACCUGAUGGGUAAAAUUCUGCUACGGUGGCUGGCGAGUUUUAUACUUGCCGCGGCCAUGGUCGUGGCGUUCUAUCAGUACGAGAAGAUCAAGAUCUUGUCGAAGUCUAAGAAGCGUUGGUUCAAUGCCGUCACUACCGGGUUAUAUCUCACCCUAGGUCUGAAUUUGGCUGCGUCGUUGAAGGGUAUGGCCAUUAUUGUGAGGUGGAAGCUGCUGGCUAGAAAAGCCCACCAAUUGGAGGAGGUUGACUUCCUUCUCGGGCUGAGUUCGCUCAUCAAAGUGUUUCGAUAUGGAAUUCACAUCUUCCGUACUCGGCCUAUGACCUCAAUGGCUUGCUUUUCAUGGAUUCUGUUCAAUGCAGUUGGCCGUCUUUCAGUGGCCCUGACUGGUUUGACAUAUUCCUACGAUAGUGCGGGCGCAGCCUUUCUCCAACAUGGAACUGUCAACGUAACCAACUGGGCCACCUUCUCCGAGCACGACGCAGUCUCACGCUCAUACACGCCCACGGCGGAAUCUGAACGCGCAUCCGCACACCAAUGGGGCCUCUUUUCUGUGAUUUUCCAGUACCAACAACUAACAAAACCUGGAGUGUCGGACCCAAACACUCCAUAUGACCGACCUAUCGAGAUAGCAUCGGACGAUGAGGGGUGGGUAUAUUACUUCCGCGAGCGAAAUCCGCAUGUAACCACGACGCACACACCGCUCGCUGUAAAGUCGGGUCGCUGGAUCCAGUCAUCGGCUGAGUGUGAUUAUUAUCCGCUUAUCGAAGGCCAGUAUGGGAAUUCGUCAACGGUUGUAUAUUUAAAUGGUACAGAGGAACAUACUCUCAGUGGAAUCUCGGAUUAUGGCCCCGCCGCCACAACGUGGAUCAACCCGCGCUCCGACCUUCCGCGCAACAAUGACUGGGACUGCGGGUCUCGCUGUGCCUCCGUCGCCGCUCUCUCCUUCCUCGGUCCCACCGACUCAGGCAACGGUGCUUUCUACGACUGCGAAGUCAGCAUCUCCACCGUUCAAAACGGCACGGAAGCCAUCCACCAAAUGCCCGAUUCGGUCGCCCACGUAGCCGCCGGUGCCAUCUCUCUCGAAGGCUACUCCACCGGCCCCGACAGCUGGGAAUACGUCCGCUACAUCCCGGAGUCGCCCUGGAGCAACUACGGCACCUCUCUCUCCACCGACGCCGACUACAUGGCCCGGCUCGCCAGCCGCUUCGCCAUUGGUGCCAUCGCGGCAAAAGACUUUUACGGCGAAUCAACCGCGCAAGCCAAAGGCCAGCUGGUCGUGACCGGCGUGCUCCUAAAGGUGAAAUGGAACUUCCUGUUCCUCAUCCUCGGCACGAUCUUGGUGUGCCAGCUGCUGCUCGGAUGUGCGACCGUCGCAUACGCGAAUACCGUGUUCUGCAAAGACGAUAGUUACCUCUCCACCGCACGUCUGCUUCGGCCGAUUGUCGAGCGAUUGGGCCCCAGUGGAUGUGCUAUGACCGGAAAAGAUAUUGCGCACACGUUGUCCGAGAAUAUGGUCUACGGCGUACGUGCCGAUGAGGGCGGCACACGGCACCAUCUCGAUCUGGGCGAGGAUAUUGUGCCCAGGAAGUGGUUCCCGGAAGGAUGGUACGAUGGGUACGAAGAGUGGGUUGAUGCGGAGGAGGAGAACGUGGAUCUCAGGGAAAAGCAGAAAAAGGCUGCCAGGAGAAGGCCCGUGGUGCUGGCGGGCGCGGCGACAAGUGUCAGGAGGAGGAGGGCGUGGAGGGCGUGAUUUUGAUGCGAUAUUGAUGCGAUACCAUUUAGAUGGAGUUUUUGGGAUGAUUUUGAUUUUUUUGAUGAUGUUGAUGUCGCUUAUGAUGGUGAAAAGACUGUGGUUGCUCUGGUAAUGUGGAAUUGAGAGAUGAACUUUACUUGACUCGAUUGAUGUAGUGUUACGAGAAAGAUGGGAAAGGAGACUGCUUAUAACAGAAACGAGCUCGUGUGCACAACGAGAUGAGGCCGGCGAAGCCGGGCCUCAGACAGAGGAUGCGGCGAUAGCCAUCGCCGGACUAGGCUGGGGGCUUGAAGGCUGGAAGGCUU